This is a messenger RNA of Artibeus jamaicensis (Jamaican fruit-eating bat), 1489 nucleotides long. It is a transcript of the gene SPATA22, whose product is annotated as spermatogenesis associated 22. Gene Ontology annotation, biological process: homologous chromosome pairing at meiosis; regulation of meiotic cell cycle; meiotic DNA repair synthesis. The record is from RefSeq and is a predicted model, not a curated record. The coding region runs from base 338 to 1429 and encodes 363 amino acids. The transcript has 10 exons. Lineage: Eukaryota; Metazoa; Chordata; Mammalia; Chiroptera; Phyllostomidae.
UUGCCAUCGGCAUCUUGCAUACUGUUUAGAACCUAAGAAAUGACCUCGGGGUGUGGAUGGGGGGGCGACCAUUGCUGGCACCCUUUUCUAACAAGUCUGGGGCAGAAAACGACUGGACAGAUCUGUCAUCGCCUUGGCAGGGACAAGAACAAGAUCUUCCUUCUCUGGGCAGCACUCUAACGAGGAGCUGCGCCAUAACUGACUGGGCAGUCUACUGGUUCGUGGACUGAGGCGGACCGUUGGCAGAGGCGACGGAAUCUGAGGGUUUAGUCAAAUGACUUCACGUUGUAAAUUUGGAGUGUUGCAGAAAACGUUAUAGACUCUGAUUUUGAAGGAAAUGAAGAGAAACCUAAAUGAAAGUUCAACUCGAAGUACAGCGGGCUGUUUGCCUGUACCAUUGUUCAAUCAGAAAAAGAGGACUAGACAGCCAUUAACUUCCAAUCCACUUAAAAACGAUCCAGGUAUCAGUACUACUUCCAACAGUUAUGAUUUCCCUCCUCUACCAACAGAUUGGGCCUGGGGAGCAGUGAAUCCAGAGUUGCCUCCUUCAACAACAACAAUGAACACAGGGCAAAUACCACAUUCUGUUUCUCACCCUUUGAGAAGUCAAGAUUCUGUGUUUAAGUCUACUCAGUCGAAUACUGAGGGGAGCAAGAGUGAUUGGAGCUACAGAGAUGGCAACAAAAAUACCAGUUUGAAAACCUGGGAUAGAAAUGAUUUUAGGCCUCAAUGCAAAAGAACCAACCUAGUGGCAAAUGAUGGAAUAAAUUCUCGUCCAAUAAACUUGGGAGCUCAAGAACAGAAACAAUUAAGAGUAUCUCAGCCUCCUGACUUACCUCACCAAAGAAAAAGUGAAGUACUCAGACAAACACAUUUGUCAAAAACAUCUGGCUCCACAGUGAGAGGUCUAGACAAAGACAGUGCAUCACAGUCAUUUAUGUCCAUUUUCCAACAAAGUCAAUUUAAGAAAAAAAAGUUAGAUGACAUUCCAGAAGAAAACUCUCUCAAGAAUGCCUCACUGUACCAGUUAAAGUUUAAGGAAAAAGAGAAUUCUUUAAGAAUUAUAUCUGCAGUUAUUGAAAGCAUGAAGUACUGGCGUGAACAUGCCCCCAAAACUGUACUCCUUUUUGAAAUACUGGCUGUUCUCGAUUCAGCUGUGACACCUGGGCCAUAUUAUUCUAAGACUUUUCUUAUGAGAGAUGGGAAAAAUACUCUGCCUUGUAUAUUUUAUGAAAUAGAUCGUGAACUUCCAAGACUGAUUAGAGGCCGAGUUUAUAGGUGUGUUGGAAACUAUGACCAGAACAAGAAUAUUUUUAAAUGUGUUUCUGUUAGACCAGCAUCUGUUUCUGAACAAAAAACUUUCCAAGCAUUUGUCAAAAUUGUAGAUACUGAGAUGAAGUAUUAUACCAAUAUAAUGAAUGAAAUGUAAAUAGUGAUAAGUUUAAACACUAUAACUUAAAGCACUCUUUCUGUUAUUGUUUAAAUUACU